UUUCAGGUGUUGCUCAUUUCACCAUCUUUCGACCACCAAGUGCUGCACACAUAGAAUGUAUCGGUGUAGUUCGUCGGAAUGAGCCAUCAUUUAUUGCUUUAUUUCGUGCUCAUAGCUGGUUUUUUGCUGACAGUUGAGACGAAAAACGAGUGCUACUCGUGCUCCGGAGUGUGCCACAAUGAGAAUUGCAAUUGUCAGAUGGGCUCCUGUGAAUCGUCUCAAUGUUUCAUCGAGAAGAAGCCAACGGAAAUUCCGGGAUCUAUGAAAAUCACAAAAGGCUGUCUUCGAAGAACUUCACGAAUACAUCACGGAUGUGAGCACGAUCACUUCUCGGAUCACAUUCUAUGUGUUUGUCAGGGAUCAUACUGUAACGACAGGAUAGUCAUGAAUACGACACGUCAAAAGUACACACGAACCAUCCAGUGCCGAGAAUGUUCGGAAAAGAAUCCGAAUUGUGGCUCCUCGUGUGAAGGACAUUGGUGUCACGAGGACAUGAGCACCGGAGCGUCCGGGUGUGGAUACGGGCCACCUGCUCUGCCGUUUUAUUACAGGGGCCCAGAGUUGUUCUACUAUCGGAGCAAAGUUUGUAUCACGUUGAGCAGAGGAGCCGGAAAACCACGUAGACAUUGUAUUUGCAAUACAGCGAAUUGCAACAACGUGUACAAUUUCCAGUAUAUUGCAAGAGACCGGGAAAAGGAAAGUAGCUUGCGGUCACGCUCGCUCACGUUAAGUGCUACUGACUACACGCUUCCACUGCAGACUUGUUACAAUUGUGAGACGAAUACUCAGGAUGCAACUGCAAUGUCGCAUACCACGAAUUGCAGAAGCAACCGGUGUUUGGGCCAUUAUUGUACUUACGCGGCUCAGCGGCACACUAGUAAGAGCAGUAUGGGCAGGUCGAAUUUGGUACACGCCGUCAGUGAGCUGCAGGGUUGCAUGAAUGUUUCCGACAAGACACAUAUCCAAAUCGGUUGCUCCAAAAAAUGGAUAUCCGACGAAUACGAAGAAAUUCACUGUGCAUGUCGUGGAAAUCUUUGCAAUAGCGACUCCUUGACUGCCACGUCACCAAAAUUGCUCCAAAUCGUUCACGUGUUGCUGCUGCUCCCAGCUGUUCUCUAUCAUCACUUCCUCGCAUAGUCACCACCGCCGCCGCCAAAAAUCGUAUAUCGUUUGACAUAUCUGAAACAAUUUCUCCCCUCUUCACAAAAAAACCAUAAACUCCCCGAAUCUACUGGUACAUAUUUCCUAUAUAUAUAUAUACAAUUGAAUUUCAAUAAGAAGUCAUUUUUUUUG
Caenorhabditis elegans is the source of this 1293-nucleotide messenger RNA. RefSeq names its product Activin_recp domain-containing protein (gene Y45G5AM.6). The record is from RefSeq and is marked reviewed. The coding region runs from base 79 to 1137 and encodes 352 amino acids. The transcript is spliced from 8 exons. NCBI's taxonomy places the organism in Eukaryota, Metazoa, Nematoda, Chromadorea, Rhabditida, Rhabditidae.